GACUAGCACACUGGUCCCGUUUAUGUAAUGAUUUGCUGGAUUUAACUGCAAUCUUCUGCAGAACAACCCGACAUCGUGGUCUACACUACUAUAACGCAAUACCUAUUUGUAAGGACGCCUUCUGUACGGGCGCUGACGCUAAUAUUUUACUGUCAUUUAUAGUCAUGCGGGCCCUAUUUGACCACGGGGAUGACCAACCAUACACGCGCUCUGGUUAACACAGUGCACCGUCUGCAUCAUAUCUGAUUCCAAAAGAUUUCGGGGACAGGACUCCACGACAGGUUGUAUCUCAUGUUAACAACUGGACUGCGAAAAAUUGGAAUUUUCUCCAGAGCAGUGACCAUACGUCCGUACACGAUUUAGACAGAUUAUCAUUCGAUGUUCAGUGGUGCGAUUCCCAAGCUUCCCUAUGGAUGAGCCCUGAAACCUCAGGUGAUCUUUUUGGGGAUGUGUGGAGAUGAUAUGGAUGGCUCUCAUGGCCAGACCACAGUACCAACUCUCUCCUCCCUGUAUGUCCAGCUGCAGCAAGUCUCCCGCAAUGGCUGCAGAAGGGACAGGCUCUAACUCGAUGGCAUGGGCAAAGCUCUUCAAGAAGUCUGGUGGUCUUGGGAAGUCCUACCAGCCUGGGAGCAUGCUGUCUCUUGCCCUCACCAAGGGCUUGCUCAAUGAACCAGGCCAGAACAGCUGCUUCCUCAACAGCGCUGUUCAGGUCCUCUGGCAGUUGGACAUUUUCCGGAGGAGUUUGAGGCAGCUUCCUGGUCACUUUUGUCUGGGCGAUGCCUGCAUUUUCUGUGCUUUAAAGAGUAUAUUUAGCCAGUUUCAGCAGAGCCGGGAGCGAGCGCUGCCCUCUGACACACUCCGACACGCUCUGGCAGAGACCUUUAAGGACGAGCAGCGCUUCCAACUGGGCCUCAUGGACGACGCUGCUGAAUGUUUUGAGAACAUUCUAGAGCGGAUUCACCAGCACAUCGUGUCAGACACGGCCACGGAGGCCUGCACAUCCAGGUCUUGUAUCACUCAUCAAAAGUUUGCCAUGACGCUGUAUGAACAGUUUGUGUGCCGGAGCUGUGGGGCAUCUUCAGACCCCCUGCCCUUCACAGAGUUGGUACACUACGUUUCUACUACUGCUCUAUGCCAACAGGUGGAGCGAGUGUUGGGAAAGAACGACCGGCUCAGGACAGACAUGUUUGGGGAGUUGCUGCAGGCAGCAAACACCAUCGGGGACCUCCGCAGCUGCCCGAGCAACUGUGGGCAGAGCAUCAAGAUUCGCCGCGUUCUCAUGAACUGCCCGGAGAUAGUCACCAUUGGCUUUGUGUGGGACGCGGAACAGUCCGACCUGACGGAGGACGUGGUCAGGUCGCUGGGUCCUUGCCUCAAGCUCUCUGGGCUUUUUAACCGGGUGACUGAUGAGAAUGCCAAAAAGAGUGAGCUACACCUGGUGGGAAUGAUAUGUUACUCCAGCAAACAUUACUCUGCGUUUGCUUACCACACCAAGUCCUCCAAAUGGAUCUUCUUUGACGAUGCCACGGUGAAGGAGAUUGGUUCCAAGUGGAAGGACGUGGCCUCGAAGUGUAUCCGGGGACAUUUCCAGCCCCUCCUCCUGUUCUAUGCCAACCCAGAGGGGAGUCCUGUCUCAAGCGAGGACGCACCCCGUCAGACCACCAUCUGCUCCCGUUACAAAGCCCGGGUCAAUGGGGAGGUCAAAGUAGGGUCAAAGAAGAUGGAUGCAGCCAGAGAGAAUGCAGGGCCGCUUCGCUCCAACCAAGGGACCCACAACCACCAGCUACUACCUUCCACCUCAGGAGUCAACAGAGUAAAAGGCCCUCUGGGCAGUCCGAACAGCUACCGGGAGCCUUUCAGAGAGAAUUCCCAGAGAGUGGUCGGUGGGUCUAAAAAGGAGAGUGAACGAGGGCAUAGAAGAGAAGAGCCGACCCCACCCAAAGACAUGGCGUAUGCUAGGUCCUCGUCGUCUCCAGAGAGCGGGCCAAGGCAGCACGCCGACCAGCGGCACAAGGGAAGCUCCCGCUUGGAGAAGUCUCCGUGUCACGCCAGCAGGGAAUCUAAGGAGCCACGCUCGCAGUCCGGCGCCCCCAGCUGCCACGACCAGGACGGCGGGCAGGAAUCCUGGGAAAAAGGCGGGAGCUUGGGCCGCAGCAAACCCAAACCGUCCUGGAGACCGGUCCGGGAGGUGCUGAACGUCGACAGUGUGCUGAGUGAACUCGAACGGCGACAACAACAGCAGCAGCAACAACAACAACAACAGCAACAACAACAACAGCUACAACAACAUAGCAGCCCCCGGCGCAGCAAGUCCUCUGGCCAGGAAAGGGGGCACGCGGAACAAGACCGGGAGCGAGAGAGGGAGCGGGCGAGGAACAGGGAGGAGCGGAAGCAGAAAUGCCUGAUGACCAUCUACGAGGACGAGCAGCGUCUGGAGACGGAGAGCCACAGCUCGCUGGAGUCUGAGAGCCGGGGCCGGGACAGCCAGGGGCCCGGGAGAGCCCGGCCCAAGGGGCUGCUGCGCAGUGACACCUGGACCAUCCAGAGGACCGAGUCAGGCUAUGAGAGCAGCGACCGGCUGAGCAGCGGCUCCACCAACCCAGACUCCCCCGGCAUGGACGGCUUCACGGGGAAGGAGCAGAGGUUAACUCCGGAAGUGCCGGCGCAGAGCAAGGGUCAACUCCACCCAAAUAGAGCGGAGUCAAAACCAGGCAAACAUCCUCUCAAAUCUCAGGGAAAGAACUGUGAUCACCAGGCUUCCCAUUCACAUCUCCUGAAAUGCAGUCCAAGUUCACGACGGAAACUGAGAUCCAGUCAGAGCAGCUCCAGGAAGGGAUGUGCUACAGAGAGAGACUCCGCCCCAAUGGACGCCCGUUGCAUCCAGCCUGACCAGUCAGAGGCGAUCGUCCGAGGCCACCAUGCCGACAGUCCCGCCCUCCGGCGCCUGGGGAAAACCAGUAGCUCAGAGUGGAACAGCUCCGACGACCUCGCCGGGAAUCUAUCGGAGCCGGAGGACAGGGAUAGCGCCUACCGCUCCAGCAACAGCGAAACCGUCUCCUCCGAGGCCCCCUGUGGCCGCUUGGCCCUCCCCCUGCCCUCACACCCUGGUGCUGACCCGGGAGAACCCUCUCAACCGACCAGUCAUCGCCCGCUGAUCACUGCCGCAGCGCCGCCACCGUCCCACUUCAAACCCAGCCAACGAGGCCCUCUGCACGCGGGAGAGACCAACCGCCACUGCUUUAGACCCCGUCUGCUCCAGGAGCCGUCCCAGACCAGCCCGCGACCCAGCGUCCGACCCUCCGCCGCCCACGCCAGCCCCCACCGCCGGCCCGACCCCGGAGGUCAGAGGCCGUCCUCAGACGCCAGCGGCUCCAAGUCAUGCUCUGACCCGGAAAGGAGUAACCAGUCAUCGGGUGAGAGCGAGGAAAGGGCCCCAGGCAGUGGUAGGCCCAGAGCUGGGGGCGUUGACCAGGUGACUCAGGCCCAGGAGGUUUCCCUGACCACGUACUUCAGUGUGGAUAACUGUAUGACAGACACCUAUAGACUCAAGUACCACCACCAGCGGCCCCUGCUCCUCUCCGCCACCAUGCCCCGGCAGGGGGUCCCGGCCAUGGAGCACAGAGACCCUGGCCACACCCUUUCCAUGGACACACACUCCUCACUAGACACGCCUAAAAGCAGGCCUGAUACAAGCCAUAGUAGCAAUAAGCCCACAGCAAAGUGGAAUCCAGUGUCUGCCAAAGGACUGGAUGAGCGAGGUUAUUUGUGAUGGUAUUAACUGGUGAGUACCAUAUAGACUAGAUGUAUACUCUACAACACUGUCUCUGUUCUCACAGGAACCUUUAUGAUCGUUUGGCUUACGUACCACAUCCUUCUAUGCAUACUAGAGCUCAACUUGCUCGAUACUUGUCAAUGCAAGCGAUGGAACUCCAUCAUUAAAACGCAUCAUCGGUACUCUCGUAAAUUGUAGUAUGUAUUCAGUGAACAGCAUAAUCGGUUGUCCUGUCCAUACAUGGAAGGUUUGUGAUCUGGGGGAAACUUGAACAGGAUGUAGUCUACAGCACUUUUAAAAACACUUUUGGAAUAUGCUCAAGUUGGUUGGUUAGCCCGGAUGCUGUUUCCCAAUGCUUUUAGAUACAUUUUUGGCAUGUUCAUGCCUUUUUGGACAGUGAAAGGAUGACAUAAAUAGUAAAGGCAGGGUGAGAGAGGGGAUGGCAUGCAGAGAAUGGCCCGGGCCGGAUUUGAACCGGGAUGGCAUUUAACUGGUGAGCCACCAGUUUCUUAAUAUUUAUCCCAAAAUGUAAAAUUUUUGCAGAAUUCGUAGUUGUCUUCUGCAAGUUGUCUAAAGAAAGCACUGCGUCAGUGCACCAAAUUUGUCCAACAAGUAGACAACUAUGAUGGUUUUUGCAAAUUUGCAUGAGUACUUCCAAAAUGUAAUACUAGUUACUUUUGUUGUGUGUAGUAUUAGCAUGAGCAUGGGAUAUCUGACAUUGUUUCCUAGCAACCACCACGUUCAAAUGUUUUCCCAAUCAGAGUUAGUACAAAGACAUGCACAACUUCUUGGGCCAGUCAAUAAAUACUCCUAUUUCUGAACUUUGAUAAGAAUGUGUUGGUCUUUUAAGUCUCAAAGUAUCUGUGCCACAUUUACCAUUCCAGGCAACUCACCCAAAACCAGUUACACGAUAUUCUAGAUGUUUUUUCAUGGUAUUUUACUGAUGUAACCUUGUGACUAGACAAGACAGAACACACAUACUGCUGACCUUCAUUCUGCAUGUACCUCCAUAGACCAUGUUUGGCUGUACAAUAUUUAGCAUCGCUCCUGUCGUGUCCCUCCUGUAGAACGAGGGCUGUGCUGCUGCUUCACCUGUAGAUGGCCCUGUGUCCAUAUAUUUAGCCCUCUGUCAUUAGGAAAUGACUGGGAAAUAUCUACGUCUCAGAUUAGUCAAGCAUAGUAAAAUGGCUGUGACCAUUUAGGCAGGUGCGAAAGACGAAAGAAUAUUAGACAAUAAAUUACAAUAACUAGUCUGGUUAAGUGUAAACAAGCUAAAAAUGGUAUACUCUAACCUUAAAACUAGUCUGGCUCACUGGUGUUGAAUGCCGAGGUGGUAAAACGAAAGACUUGGAAGUUGAAGAAACACUCCAAAACCAUAUUUAUUCUAGUUACAGAACAUAAUUUGUAACACUAGCUGUAGUGGAAGAUGACUCGUGUACAAACGUGUACAGGAUCCAAUCUAAGGUUGUUUCCAUGUGCCCCUCUCUAAACGGACGCAACAUGUUUCAAAAACUUGCAAUCCAUGUAGGCUCCUCUACAGCAUUGAUACAUUUCCUCCAAAACAUCAAACUAAUCUAACCCAUAACAAGGUCAUCUUUCUGUUAGUAGUGCGCAACAUGUAUAAUAAAGUGCAAAGACAUUCUUUUUCUUUUCUUUUUUUUGAUCGAAAACAGUCUGAGCUUCCGACUUCAGUUCAUGGGGUUGCUGGUGUGGUUCAGCUGUUGUGAUGCCGAUCAUCACCCGUCACAUGCUGCCUGGGCUUCACUCUAGAACACUUCGCUUUUUUUUUAUUAGCUUCAUUUUCCAUGUAUUAUACUGUCAAGUACAUGUUUCUGUAAAUGUUUGAAAAAGAAUGCAAAUGUUUCCACUGGCUUUAUAAUUUAGAAUGUAAUUUGUACAUACAGUAUAUACUGUAUAUAUCUAUAAAUUGUUUUAACAGGAGUGCCUUUGCAUCUUUACCAUGACAGAAUUGAACUGGAUUGACUGCACUCUAAUAGAACAACAACUGGGGGUCUUGCGCUUUAAUAAGGUUGACCUGACACCAUUGUCGUUUACGAUAUUCCGUGUGAGUGUGUGUGUGUGGGUGCGCACAGCAGUGUUGCCACUGAGUUUGAGAACACUUGGCGGUCGGCUGUCAAUGACAUCGUCCGUCUUGUGUCCACUUUAGAAUGAGAUCAGUGUGUCCUGAAAGUCAUCGCUUUUAUAUUACAGCUUUAAUUAGAUAUGUCAGAGGAUUGUAAAGCAUCUGGCCAAACCUUACGCCCCACACUAAAAUACAAUUAAAUAAUUUUAUACAUUAGCUAGCAUCUAUGUACAAUUAGUAAAGGUAAUGCCCCAUAAAGCCUCAAUGUUGUUGAUCAUUUACAGUGGGGAUCUAUAGGAGAGAAACAUGUACAGUGACUAACUGUGUAACACUUUAUAUUUUUGGAGAUGCCUAUAUAUUUAUUUCUAUUUAUUGUUUUAAUAAACUGUACAUGCUAUCACCAAAUAAUCCUGUUUUGUGUAUCUCUUGACUUUUACACUUGGAUAGUUUUUCUUGCAGAGUACUUGGUCAACUGCAUACAGAGGGGGUUACAGUUAUUGAUUUUGUAAUGAUUAUGGCAUUUGUGAAUAGAUUUUGUGACAGCAAAGAAAUGGACUCAACACCUGACAAUGGGUUUACUGUUUUAAAAAUGUAAUAUAAAAAAGGUGCGUUUUUCCUUCAAAACGUGUACAGAUGUUCAAGUUGGUUAAUGAAAGGAAAUCUGGUCUGAUGUUGUCUGCGACUGUGGAUAGCGAUGUGAAACAUGCUUAAAAUCCUUGUUCAGCCAUCUGUAUUGAAACAUUUGACAAAUUGUACAGUAUCUUGACACAUCCGUCCAUGCUGACUCUUGACCUCUAG
Osmerus eperlanus (European smelt) is the source of this 6653-nucleotide messenger RNA. It is a transcript of the gene usp53b, whose product is annotated as ubiquitin specific peptidase 53b. The record is from RefSeq and is a predicted model, not a curated record. Gene Ontology annotation, biological process: protein deubiquitination; sensory perception of sound; response to auditory stimulus. Gene Ontology annotation, cellular component: cell-cell junction. NCBI's taxonomy places the organism in Eukaryota, Metazoa, Chordata, Actinopteri, Osmeriformes, Osmeridae. The transcript is spliced from 18 exons. The coding region runs from base 458 to 3769 and encodes 1103 amino acids. Gene Ontology annotation, molecular function: cysteine-type deubiquitinase activity.